GCGACACCGGCCUUGUUCUGUCAUUCUGUACAAAUUGUAUUUAAGCAGUAGAUUUCUUUUCUUGCUUCUACUGUUUUUAAGAUAACAAGUUCCUGCUUCUACUACCUGCUGGAUGAGUUGGCUUUUUUUCUUUUGUUGAUGCAUAGCCUAAAUAAAAGAUGGAUUAAGGCAUUUUUGUCUAAGAAAUUGUGAUGCUUACCAUGCUCAUUCAGAAUGCAUAUCUUCGUGAGGAGCCCCACCGGCAGAACAAUCCGCCUCCGGGUCCAACCAUCAGAUACCUUGCGUACCGUUAAGGCGAAGAUUCUCGAACAGCACCGCCUUGUCUUUGAUGGAGAGCAGCUAGAUGAAAACCUUACAUUGGCUGAUUAUGACAUCCAGCAUCAAUCCACGCUUGACCUCCAAGAAAAGAUGCAAAUCUAUGUAAUGGAGACGCUAAAAGGCAAGACCAUCACACUUGAGGUUGACAACUUAGAUACUAUUGACAACGUGAAGAGCAGGAUUGAAUAUACCGAGGGAUUUCCCAAGGGUCAGCAGUGCCUCAUCUUCGACAACAAACAGUUGGACGACAGCAGCACCUUGGCGGACCACAACAUUUGGAAGGAGUCCACCGUUCUCCUUGUCCUCCACCCAUUUCCAAGAGGUAGGAUGCAGAUCUUUGCGAAGACGCUGUACGGAACAACCAUCCCUCUUGAGGUUGAGAGCUCAGAUACCAUUGAUGCUGUCAAGCUGAAGAUCUACGAGAAGGAUGGCACUCGCCCCAAACAGCAACGCCUCAUCUUUUUUGGCAGAAAAAUGGAGGGCAGCCGCACCCUGGCAGACUAUAACAUCCAGCACCAAUCUACCAUCCAUGUGGUGCUCUGCCUUUGCGGUUGUUGAGAUAUUUAUAAUGAUCGCUGAAAAGUACACGAUCUUGUGCUUAAUCGUUUUUCUUUCUUCCUGGCGCUUCGUCGCUCAUAAAGACUUCCUCUUUAUCAUGGCACAAUCUCAUGCGGGUUUGUUAAAAAAAAAUCGCUGAAGACAGAUCUGGUUCUGGUGCAGCCUUG
This is a messenger RNA of Setaria italica (foxtail millet), 1043 nucleotides long. RefSeq names its product polyubiquitin. Gene Ontology annotation, cellular component: nucleus; cytoplasm. The coding region runs from base 214 to 876 and encodes 220 amino acids. Gene Ontology annotation, molecular function: protein tag activity; ubiquitin protein ligase binding. The record is from RefSeq and is a predicted model, not a curated record. The transcript has a single exon. Gene Ontology annotation, biological process: modification-dependent protein catabolic process; protein ubiquitination. Lineage: Eukaryota; Viridiplantae; Streptophyta; Magnoliopsida; Poales; Poaceae.